GGACAUCGGGCAAAGUCCACGGAGUCGUCGUCAAUUAUCAUCUAUUUACUUGGCAGUUAAUAAUUUCGCCAGGGCGCCGGCAUAGUUGCGGAUUAAUUGUAAUUUGUGUGCUACUUUCCAGCAGUUCCAGCUUGUUUGACGAUGUCGCGAGUUUUGGUUGGGGUCAAGCGUGUAAUUGACUAUGCGGUCAAGAUUCGCGUCAAGCCGGAUAAGUCCGGGGUCGUGACCGAAGGCGUGAAGCAUUCGAUGAACCCCUUCGAUGAAAUCGCCGUAGAAGAAGCAGUCAAGCUGAAGGAGAAGAAAAUUGCGUCUGAGGUGGUGGCCGUUUCCGUUGGGCCUGCUCAGGCUCAGGAAGUCCUACGGACGGCGCUGGCCAUGGGUGCCGAUCGAGGCAUUCACAUCGAGGUCACGGGCAAGGACUACGAUCUGCUGCAACCGAUUCACGUAUCGAAGAUUCUUGCCAAGCUGGCCCAGGAGGAAAAGGCGGAUCUGGUGAUUCUGGGCAAGCAGGCCAUCGACGAUGACUGCAACCAGACCGCGCAGAUGACGGCUGCGCUGCUCGAUUGGCCGCAGGCCGCUUUCGCCUCGAAAGUCGAUAAGGAGGGAGAUACGCUGACGGUAGUUCGCGAAAUUGACGGUGGGCUCGAAACGAUUAAGGCCAAACUGCCGGCAGUAAUCAGUGCAGAUUUGCGCCUUAACACUCCGCGCUACGCAACGUUACCGAACAUCAUGAAGGCCAAGAAAAAACCCAUCAAAAAGGUUGCUCCGAAGGAUCUAGGGGUCGAUACGACGCCUCGCAUUGAGAUUGUUUCCGUGGAGGAUCCCCCGGUUCGACAGGCUGGAUCGGUUGUGCCGGAUGUUGACACGUUGCUUACGAAGCUGCGUGAUGGUGGACACAUCAAGUAGAGUGAAAUGGAUUUCCGGAAACUAGCGGAAGGUUUUUACAGGAAUCCAAUAUUCCAUGGUCGCGAGUGUGCAGCUGAAUUCGAAUUAGAGCCAAGCUUACUGGGUGUGUCGGAACCGGUGGAAUUUGUUACAGUCUAUCCAUUUUGUAUUGGACAAAUAUACAGUAAAACGAUGAGAAGAAACUGA
Anopheles aquasalis is the source of this 1092-nucleotide messenger RNA. It is a transcript of the gene Etfb, whose product is annotated as Electron transfer flavoprotein beta subunit. Gene Ontology annotation, biological process: amino acid catabolic process; fatty acid beta-oxidation using acyl-CoA dehydrogenase. Lineage: Eukaryota; Metazoa; Arthropoda; Insecta; Diptera; Culicidae. Gene Ontology annotation, molecular function: electron transfer activity. The record is from RefSeq and is a predicted model, not a curated record. Gene Ontology annotation, cellular component: mitochondrion.